This is a messenger RNA of Periconia digitata, 3300 nucleotides long. The record is from the annotation of a GenBank genome assembly. Lineage: Eukaryota; Fungi; Ascomycota; Dothideomycetes; Pleosporales; Periconiaceae.
UCUCGUACUCCGCAACGCCUCUGUGCCGCCGGUACGUACGUCAUCCUCUCUUGCUUCUCUAUUUGCUUCUCCUUUGACCAUGUUUUCUUUUUUGGAUCGGAAGGGGGGCGCAACAGUUGCCCGCAGCUCGUUCUCGCUUGUCAUUGCCGUGCAGGGAAGCACAUCGUCAAAGUUUCGAAGCUGAUUGACUCGUAGACGCCCCUUGGCUCCGCUUCGUCGCAGCUUAGCUCUGCCGCUCGCUGACCGCCUUUGCGUGCCCCCAGACUCAGAGCCCCCAGACCGACGGCGAGAAAGAGGGACCCCAAUCCCCCUGCUGCCCUUCACCACUGCUGAGCGCUGAGCGAACUUACCGAUCCUACCGUCCCAAAGCACUUUAGGCUCGGUUCGCCAUCCUACUUGACCAACUCACCCACCACCAUCCCUCUCACACUCUUCCCUCACUCCUCCAACCACCUCCUCCUCCUCCUGCUGCAGUCGGUCUUCCCCAGACUGCGGCCCGCAUUGAGACCUCCAGCAGCGUCUCCGUGCCACAGAACCACCCAUCUUGCUCGUGUUCCGCUUCAGGCGCCGUGCAGCUCUUGCAUGCACUGUCAAUUCCCCCCAUUGCUAAACUGACCGAACGCCGGAGACAACCCACCAUCCGCCCCGCCAUCGCGGAUCGACAGCCUCCAGUACCGCCGUACCCUCUCAGCCAUCAUCUCCAUCUAUUAAUUCUUCUGCUCCACUUGCGACAUCCUUCCUCUUCUCUCUCCACGUCGCACAGCGACUCCUUUCUGCAGCAGGCACACACGUCCUCCUGCAAUUGCCGCCAGCCCGCGCUACCCCUCCGACCAGCAAUCCCUCCUUGUCGGAUCCGACUGGCCGUCAAAGAAGAACAAACCUGUGCCACCAAAAACGCCCAAUCCGCACUCUUCCACCACUCUUCUCUCCAACCUCACCUUCACCCCCACCCGCUCUCAACUCACCCACCGAACCUCCUUUCGCCGACUUCCCCGCCAGUUUGCGAUAUCUGCUUUCAGGCUGCCCACCUGCCUCCAUUUGCAGUCAUCGCGCCUGUCAUCUGUGAGACCGCGCCCUAACGAUCCCACCCCUCGAACCACAGCCACGAGCCUCAAACCCGCCCCGCUUCCACCCCUCAUCCUACCGUGCUAGAGACGACUAGAGACAACUAGAGCGUCCUCUUUUGCGCCCCACCCUUCCUUCCCUACACACUCUCUGCCAAUACCCGCCCCGCUGGGAUUCUGUUUCUACACCGCAGGGAUCACCACCGCCCGCCGUAGCUGUGUUUGGUGAGCAUCUUGCGCCAUCUUUCUCGCGGCCUGCACGACUAACGCCUCUUUGGCAGACUGACAAACAUUGCCAACUCGAGCAUCGGAGAGCUUGCUCUUAUAUCACGCCCCCCAACAAGCGAGAGCUUGCUGGUCCAGAUCUUGUGCUCCCCCAGCAAUCACAGCCCAACUCCUUUAAAGCGUCACAGGCCGUCUCGUGCUGCAAUCACCCUGCAAAGCCUGAGGGUGCAUUCCAAUAACUCGCUUCGAUCGAAGACAAGCCGUUUCAGAUCUACGAGACCCAGGGACCGGCGAUACCAACCCUCGGCCUCUCUUAUCCACAUUCCUCCUCACUGCAACCUUUAGUAUGCCAGCGCCCACGGACGCCCUCUUUACUCCUCCUUCUUCCUACUCCCCCCAGAAGACCUUUUCAAGACUGGAUCCCCAGUUCGACUCCCACUCUGACGACAGUCUAGACGCUGAUAUUUUUAACAUGACCGGGACUGGAUCUCCCACACCAUAUAUCAAAGAAGAAGUGGAUGAUCUACACUUCAACUCACGAUUCAUGUCCAACAACAAUUUCGAUAUGAACCAGCCAUUUGGGAACCAACAUUUCGGUUCCGCCCACGAGAAUUCGGGCGGCAUCAACCCUUCCGAUCUCACCAUGAACGGGAAUCUCAACAUGAACAGCCAGUUUGGAGGCUCCAACAGCUACGUUCCUGGCGGUGCCGGGAUUGCUGACGACGAACUUGCCGACUCCCUGGGCGCUUUUGACCACCAGCAAGGAUUCGACGGCUUCACCCACCAAGACAACUUCUUUGGAAACAACAGCCACGUGUCUGGAAACCACAACAAUCUCAACCAAAUGUAUUCCAAUACACCAGACGAUGUCCCCAUCCAAAGUCCAUUUGCCCACCCAAAUGGGUUUGAUUUCAACCAGUAUCAGAACACUCCUCAGCGUAUGGCCUAUCCCGCGGGUAUGCCAAGCAGUUCCUUGAGGGGACGCAUACCUGCGCCUAUGACCCGAACUGGGUCAGACGCACGUACGCCCAUGUCACCAAAGACUCCGGCAAUGAGUGGGCUUCACCUAGGCACUCCCGAUUCGGGCCACUUUGCUUCACAACCCAUCAUGACAAACAUGCAUCGCCACAAACCAAGCGUGUCGAGCCAGUGGGAGGGCACUCCUGGAAGUGCUCACUCGUCAUGGGUGGACUCUCCAACACAGUCGUCACACACAGCAGCCAUGCAUCAUCAACCCAUUUCCGAGGUGAUGCACUCAAAGCAUGCGUCGCUUCCGGCGAAGGUCGACAUUGGUCAAACUCAAGACGCAAAGAAGCGUCGCCGUCGUGAGUCUCACAAUCUCGUCGAGCGUCGCCGCCGGGACAACAUCAACGAGCGUAUUCAUGAUCUUUCGCGCCUCGUUCCACAGCAUCGCCUCGAGGAUGAGAAGAUCCGGAAGCACAUCAACAACAACGGCCCGCUUUCUCCCACAAUCACUGCCACGGGCAUGUCUCCCCCACAAGCCACGUCUCUUCUUGCUGGAGGUACAGGACGACGUGCCGCGGGCAACAUCACCCAAGGCCUUCCGAUUGAAGACAAGGACAAAGGCCCAAACAAGGGGGACAUUCUCAACGGUGCAGUCAGUUGGACUCGUGACUUGAUGUGGUUCUUGGAGAAGACUAUUCAACAGAACGAGGAAAUGUCCUCUCGUCUUCGUCAGCUCACUGGUGAGGAGUUGCCGGCAGAGCUGACAGAAGAUGAGCGACGGAUGAAGACCGAAUUGCUGGAUGCCAUCGAGAAGAAUGGCUUCAGUAGCUUCAAGUAUUCUCGUGGUCCGGGCUCUGGUCUGCGCGUGCCCAAGCACACCAACCUGGCCGGCGAGCCGCUCCAGAUCUCGCCACAAAGCCUCAGUCCCGAUAUUCAAAGCACGGGCAGUGGCUCAAACACAGCCAUCAAUAACAACCAGCAGCAAUACUGGUCCAACAACAGCCUGAAGGAGGAAGACGAAUACAAUGGUAUGGACAUGGGCUGA